UGGUCUUCGAUGUUUUGUUUCACCUCGACUGGGAGGCGCCUGACAAUAGGCGCGUUUGUGGGUUGAAACUGACUCCGAGAAGCCCUGAGUGAGUCAAAGAUUUGAUAGAUGGCCUGUGGGAAGGCGAUGCGAGUGUAGGUGGUCAGGCUUGUGUGUGGCAGGGAUUUCCAGUCGUGUGGAACCACAUCACGAUACAUCCUGUGUUCGGACGGUUCCGAACAGGGUCUGAAGCUUCCCCGAGCGCGGUACAACUCUCCCGGCGGCAACAUGGAGAGAAAUAUAGCGGUGACGUUGGUACUGUUGGCGCUGUGUGUGUCCACGGCGUCCGCUGUGAGAGGUACAUCCUGGGAGGCGCAGUUGUUGGAACACCUUCUGCAGAACCACGACUCGGAGCCGAGACCGGUGCUGAACAGCUCGCACGCCGUCACCGUCAAGAUAGACGCCGCUCUGGCACAGAUCAUCGCGGUGGAUUCAAAGAAUCAACAGGUCACUGUGAAUUUAUGGUACCGGUCGUACUGGACGGACGAGACGAUGAGUUGGAACGCGUCCCAGUUCGGCGGGGUGAGCGCCAUCAGAGUCAGCAGUGAGAAGAUCUGGCGUCCCGACAUCGUGGUCUAUAACAGCUUGGGAGCGUACUCGGACGCCUUUGCGGACUCGGAGGCGACCAUCUACUCCGACGGGAGCCUGUCGUGGCUGUACCCGGUCAUCCUCACCUUCACCUGCGCCAUCGACGUCACGUACUUCCCGUACGACGAACAGACGUGCGAGAUGCAGUUCGGCUCCUGGUCGUUUGACGGCUUCAAACUUGACGUCCACAACAGGUCAGCCCAGCCUGAUUCUGGAAACUAUCUGGAGAACGAGGAGUGGGAGCUCGGAAGCUACACGGUUCGCCGUGAGGAGUUUUUCUACGGCUGCUGCCCGGAGCCGUACCCGGUGGUGACCAUGUCCAUCUUCAUCCGCCGGAAGACGCUCUACUACAACUACAACGUCGUGGCGCCGUGUAUCCUCAUCGUGUUCGUCAGCUUGUUCGGGUUCUGGGUGCCUGCUGAGUGCGGUGAGAAGCUGUCCCUGGGUGUGACUAUGUUGCUGUCGCUGGUCGUGUUCAUGCAGAUCGUGUCACAAACGUUACCGGCCACGUCAACAUCCGUGCCGUACAUAGCCCAGUUUUUCGGAGGUACCAUUAUCCUGGUGGGGGUGUCCGUGUCCCUCUCGGCGUUCGGAAUUUACUUCCACUUCCACGAGCUGAACCUGAAGCCGCCGCCAACAUGGCUCAGGACCAUCCUCUUCGUGGACGGCUACAAACCCUGGCAACUCAUCAAGAACAGGAAGAAGAAGAAGGUGGAGCCCACCGUCAUCGCUAAUGAGGGGCUCGAGGUCGUGUCCAUGGAUGAGAAGGAGAAGGAAGCAGCAGAGAUAAACGCCAAAGUGUCGCGGUUCGGACAUAACGGAAACAACAACACCGGCCUGGGCGUGCAGGUCACCACACACAUGGAGAAAAUCGACCAGAACGUCGAGGCGCUGAGAAAGACGUCAGACGAGAACGAGGAGCAGGAGGGUCUGCGGGACAUGUGGAAGACCCUGGCGGUACAGCUGGACAAGGUGCUGAUGAUCGGCAUCCUGGUGGCGUUCGUCGUCAUGACCGCCGCCAUGUUCGCCUCCCUGCCACCGGGCAUCCUGCGCUAAAACGGGCCCAACAGUUCCGCGCCCGAUGAGGACAAUGUGUUAUAACAUUAUUGAAGUAUAUACAACAGCUAGCGAUUCUUACUUUAUCAUAUUAGAGUCAGAAAGUACAUGUAACUAGUCUUCAAGCAGAUCUUUCGGUGGCCGCAAAGACAGUAUCAAAUUGACCAGAAAAUCUGAUACUGUCUUUUGCCGCCACUGAAAGUUCUGCUUGGAGAUUACAUGUAACACCAACUAUUACACGUCCAUUUUUAUGACCCUAAUAUAUAUAGUACGAAUAUCUAGAUGUUAUACUUGUUACAGUGUGUUACAAUACAUUGUACCUGUCUGGAAAUGUUGUUUAUUUUUCAUACAUGCUUGCAGUGCUUGUACUAUCACAGCAAAACUAUAGCUAUUGAACCACGCUGCUAGAAUCGAAUAGAAUAAAUGAAAAUUAAAGAAUGUACAUAUAGUAAAAAGUAUGUAUGGUAAAGAGCAAGAUGUCAUCAAUGUGACUGUUUGUCAUCCGAUGUUCAUAUUAAUAAGAUAUCAUUACCAUUCGGUGUUAAAUAUACAUCGAUAGUUGCAAGCAUCAAAAUGCUUUUAUAUUGAAACUUUUACAGUAGAAUAGAAAAAGUUUCAAACUAGAACUUCUUAUCUAAGAGUGUGACAGGGACUAGAAAUGCCAACUUCAAGAGUUUUCUCUUAACACUAUGGGAGUGUGAUGUGGAGUAAAAUAGUGGUGUGACCUCAGAGGGCAAGAACUAUUUUCACAGUGGUUAUAGAUCUGUACAUGUAUGUAAAUAUAUUUUAUACUACAAAAAUGCUGCUAUAAGAUCUUAAUGUCAUAAAUUCUCUAGUAACUUGUUAAGUGAGAAUGAGUGGAGAACGAGACAAGUAAACACCCAGGGGCUAUUGAAAGUAACUACAUUUAUGUAUAUAUUCAAAGAAAUAAUUGCCAUGCUACCGCACUGUGCGAUUUAAUUUUUGUUUACUAUGAUGUCUGUUGACAGAGACGCUACGUUGACAAUUGCAGCAUUGCUUUGUUGUGAGAUCUUAAUUUUGUGUGACACGAUUGUUCGAUUUUUGCUAAGCUUUUUAUUACAAGUGUUUCUCUGACAAGGUGGUUUUUGCCAUAUGUGUUUUGCUUAUGCCUACAAUAAAUAAACACUUAUAAGGAA
This is a messenger RNA of Branchiostoma belcheri (Belcher's lancelet), 2840 nucleotides long. RefSeq names its product neuronal acetylcholine receptor subunit alpha-7-like. The record is from RefSeq and is a predicted model, not a curated record. Gene Ontology annotation, biological process: monoatomic ion transmembrane transport; regulation of membrane potential; nervous system process. Lineage: Eukaryota; Metazoa; Chordata; Leptocardii; Amphioxiformes; Branchiostomatidae. Gene Ontology annotation, cellular component: postsynaptic membrane; acetylcholine-gated channel complex; neuron projection. The transcript has 12 exons. Gene Ontology annotation, molecular function: acetylcholine-gated monoatomic cation-selective channel activity; acetylcholine binding; acetylcholine receptor activity. Bases 268 to 1683 code for a protein of 471 amino acids.